Cyprinodon variegatus (sheepshead minnow) is the source of this 2262-nucleotide messenger RNA. RefSeq names its product hepatocyte nuclear factor 3-beta-like (gene foxa3). Lineage: Eukaryota; Metazoa; Chordata; Actinopteri; Cyprinodontiformes; Cyprinodontidae. The record is from RefSeq and is a predicted model, not a curated record. The transcript is spliced from 2 exons. Gene Ontology annotation, biological process: regulation of transcription by RNA polymerase II; cell differentiation; anatomical structure morphogenesis. Gene Ontology annotation, molecular function: protein domain specific binding; RNA polymerase II cis-regulatory region sequence-specific DNA binding; DNA-binding transcription factor activity, RNA polymerase II-specific. The coding region runs from base 330 to 1736 and encodes 468 amino acids.
GCCUCCGUCCACUCAGAGCUGCGUCCCGAAGGGCCCCCGGCGGGAAGGGAAGACCAACGGGCCACAAGAAGAAACCAGCGACUCUCUGUUAUUACCAUAAAAUACCAUUCUAAAACAAUGGGUGACUGAGAAAUUAGAAAUAUUGGCUGAAUUAAUCAGAGGAUCAUCGCUGUAAUCCGCAGUGCUGUUUUAUUUUUUUGGCUACUGAGGAAACUUUCUGACCGGAUUUUCCUUUUUUCUAAGGAUUGUAUUUCUUUUUCUAUAUAUAAAAUAAGACUUUUAAAAUUCAGUUUAGAUAUUUUUUUGUUCUCUGAAGAUUUGAGUUGGGGAUGUUGAGCUCUGUGAAGAUGGAAGCGCACGAUUUACCAGAAUGGAAUACCUUUUACAGCGAGGCCAGCGAGAUGUAUUCCUCUCCCAGCACCAUGAACUCUGGUCUGGGCUCCAUGAGCUCCAUGGGCUCCAUUAACAGCUACAUCAAUCUGAACCCGGCUACAGGCUCGCCAGCAGGCAUGAACAUGGCAUAUCCCAGCCCCAGCCUCAGCAGCUCUUCUCUGGCUACAAUGGGCACUGGGCCCAGUCACAUGUCUCUAUCCCCAGUGGCGUCUUCUCUCAGCUCAAGCACCCUCACCCAACUGGGCUCCACUGCUCCAACCUCUCUGGGCUCUUUGUCGCACUACCAGAACAUGAGCCAGUCCAUGAGUCAGUUGGGGUACACCUCCGCUGGCUCCCUGAGCAGAGCCGGCCCGAAGGAGAUCCCCCCUAAGCCGUACCGGCGCUCCCUGACCCACGCCAAGCCGCCGUACUCCUACAUCUCGCUCAUCACCAUGGCCAUCCAGCAGAGCAGCAGCAAGAUGCUGACCCUGAACGAGAUCUACCAGUGGAUCAUGGAUCUGUUCCCUUACUACCGUGAGAACCAGCAGCGCUGGCAAAACUCAAUCCGCCACUCGCUCUCCUUUAAUGACUGCUUUGUAAAAGUGGCUCGGUCACCGGACAAACCGGGCAAAGGCUCCUACUGGACUCUGCACCCGCAGUCGGGCAACAUGUUUGAGAACGGCUGCUACCUGAGGCGCCAGAAACGCUUCAAGAUCGAGGACAAGGCAUCCAAAAAGGGAGGCAAGACCCAGGAGGGGGGCUCAGGGAAAGGAGGCCAUGGUGGAGACCACCUGGGGGAGGAUCACAGCCCCACAGGUGGGUCAGAGGGCGCAGACUCCGCCCACUCUGAUAACUCCCACCCAAGCUCUUCAGAUGACCAGCCUCAUCAGAGGAACACCUUGGUUUCUCUAGACUGCUCUCAGCUGUCCUCUUCACACCUCCACAGCCCGGCUGCCUCCCUGCCGCCUUCCUCCUCCACCUCCUCCUCCAUCCCCCCAUCCUCCCUAUCCCUCUCCGGCACCUCCCCCUCCACCAACUCUCUCCUCCACUCCCAAUCCUUAGCCAGCAGCUCUCACCUCCUGCCCAACGCCAUGCAGCAGCACAUGGACCUACAGAACGACCCCCUCAAAUCACUGGACCCCCACUACAACUUCAACCACCCCUUCUCCAUCACCAACCUCAUGUCCAACGAGCAGAAGAUGGACCUGAAGUCCUACCAGGAUCAGGUGAUGGCGUACAACGGCUACGCCAGCGGCUCGCCUGUGGGAGUGAAGCAGAUCUAUGACAGCCCCAGCCCGGCUGCCAUGGACUCUGGAGCUUACUACCAAACACUGUACAGCCGCUCGGUGCUCAACGCCUCCUAAUAUGGACACACACACCUUUCUGUAGAGGUGAGCCAAGAUGGAGGCUUGUGUUUCUAAAAUGGACACCGAAGCUGUGGUUCUCUUCCUCUUUCCUUCACUCUCAUUUGGCUCACAUUCAGCCGUCUUCACAGGUAACGGCUGCUGCGUCCGAGGGACCACACAACUGUUUGCUUUUUGUCAAAGAAGGAGACUGUGUAGUUACAGGAGCUGGACAAUGGGACAUUCGAAAAGAUGAAGAUAAUGUAUCUGUUUGUAAGUCAGAUUCCGUCCUUGCAGGGCGAAAAUUAAACCUGUAUACAAUGUAAAUAGAGGAAAUGUGCAUGGGAGGGGGAGGGGGGGGUCAGGAGGUUUGCAUUUAUUUAUGAAGGGAAUAAAUUUUAAUAUAUCUUAUGAAGUCGGGCCGGUUACAACCCAAGUUAAAUUUUUCGUUUUUGCAGAGAAAACGAGUUUAGGUUACUGCUUCGGACAAUGCGAGACAGUUCAGUUUUGUGUUACAGCAUUUUUUUGGUCAUUAAAAAAUAAAAAU